This is a messenger RNA of Leptopilina boulardi, 1276 nucleotides long. RefSeq names its product pyrroline-5-carboxylate reductase 1, mitochondrial (gene P5cr). The transcript is spliced from 6 exons. The coding region runs from base 118 to 951 and encodes 277 amino acids. The record is from RefSeq and is a predicted model, not a curated record. NCBI's taxonomy places the organism in Eukaryota, Metazoa, Arthropoda, Insecta, Hymenoptera, Figitidae. Gene Ontology annotation, biological process: L-proline biosynthetic process. Gene Ontology annotation, molecular function: pyrroline-5-carboxylate reductase activity.
AAUCAUACAUAUUUUUUUCUCCUCGUGUUUAACACCUUCAUAACAAAAAUAAAACAAAUAAAAAAGGAAAUACUAUUUUUCGGCUUUUAACAGUUGUAAUUUAAAAAUAUAAUUAAUAUGGAUUGUAUAUUAGAAACUAUAGGCUUUAUUGGUGGAGGAAAUAUGGCGAGAGCUUUAGCAACAUGUUUUAUAGAAAAAGGUAUUGUUGAUGCAAAAAAAAUAUGGGUAUCAAGUCGAACAGAAAAUACUUUACAAAAAUGGAUUCCAUUGGGUGUUAAUACCACUUUGGUGAAUGGAGAAGUAAUUAAAAAGUCAAAUGUUGUAUUUCUUACAAUAAAACCACAAGUAUUAGAUGCUGUGAUAGAGGAUGUUUGUCAAUUCUUAGAAAGCAAAACUUAUUUGGAUAAAGUUUUUGUAUCUGUUCUGGCUGGAAUUCCAAUAACCAGAUUAAAACUUAAACUUGAGGAAAUUACAAUUAAUCCACGAAUUGUAAGAGCUAUGCCUAAUACACCUGUUACUCUUGGUGAAGGAAUAAUAGUAUACUGUUUAGAUGGAACAAAUUCCUCUGAUGGGGUUUUGAUAGAAAAAUUAUUUUCAUGCACUGGAUUAACUGAAAUAGUUCCUGAAUCAUUAAUAAAUGCACUUAGUGCUUUAUGUGGAUCAGGUCCCGCUUUUGCAUAUCUCAUGAUUGAAGCUCUUUCCGAUGGAGCUGUAAAAAUGGGAGUUCCCCGUGGUUUAGCAACGAAAUUUUCAUCUCAAGUUUUAAUUGGUGCGGGAAAAAUGGUACAAAAAACGGAAAAACAUCCUGGACAAUUGAAAGAUGAAGUUUGCUCUCCCGGUGGCACUACAAUUUGUGGGAUGCAUGAACUUGAAAAUGGAUCUGUUAGAGCUUCAAUAAUAAAUGCAAUUGAAGCAACGGUGAAAAAAGCAGAUUCUUUAGCACCAAAAUAAUGAGGGGAAUUUUUUUUUCUUUAAAAAUAUUGUUUAUUUGUUAAAUUAUUUGCCCUUCGUUCUUAAUAUUAGAAAAUUUGAUGUCUGUUUUUCGAUUGUUAUUUCGAAUGUACUUCAGUUUUUUUACAGUUCAAAAACUUUAAAUGCAUAGUUAGUAUUAUAUGUUAGGAAAAAAAGAGAAAUUAUUUUUUAGAAUGAGUAUUCUUUUCUCAUUUAAAGUAUAGGUAAUUAUUAAUUUUUAAAUGUAUAAUUGCAAAUGCAUUUUUGUCACAAAAUGAAUAUAUAUUUUGUAACACUUGGAAAAAUAAAUAAUUUUUUUUUUUUU